AUGGAGAAGGUGAGGCCAGUGUCUCCUUCUGGACGGGAAGUUUAUCAACGAGUUGCAUGUCCGCAACAUGAUAAAGAAAAAAAAAUAGCGAGGAGUGGUGCUCAAGAGAGUGUUAUAAAACAACAGACAAUCCAAUCUAUUCAGAGGCAAGGAUACAGAUGGUUCAACGCAGCGACAGGCCACAUCGAUUUACUUGCUUGUAGGUUUGCCUCGCAACGAUGUCCUGUUACAAUGCACGGCAACUUCUAAAUCCAAGAGAACUCCACUAAGUAAGUUUGAUAUAAAUUAAUUUUCGUUUUCAUAAUUUUCACAAUUUCGAAUUGU
Messenger RNA from Gryllus bimaculatus (two-spotted cricket), 324 nucleotides. Lineage: Eukaryota; Metazoa; Arthropoda; Insecta; Orthoptera; Gryllidae. The record is from the annotation of a GenBank genome assembly.